AUGCUUGGAAGAGCGUGUCAAAAGCUUCAAGCCGCCACUCCAAUCACGCAAGCGGCUCGCGGAAAAGCGCGUGGAGUGAUCGUUCAGAGCUACUCGGCCGACGUUCUCCCAUACAAAGGCACGCCAGCCGCCGGAAAAUCGAAUCGUGUCCGUUUGGAGGCCAACAAGACCUAUCAUUGGUGUUCAUGUGGUUUGAGUAUUACUCAGCCAUUCUGCGACGGAACCCACAAAGUCCCGGGACUCACCAACGUUCGGCCAGUCAGUUUUCAGGUAGAAAAAACCGGCGACUACCCGUUGUGCGAUUGUAAACAAACCGGAACUCGACCAAUUUGCGAUGGAAAACAUUCUGAUGUCUCAAAAGCGCCACGCGACAAGAACGCCACUCGAAUGGUGGCUUUCGACGAGAGUCCAGUCUACGAGGGAGUUGCUCACAAACUCGGAUACAAGCCGAAGAAUGGUGGAUUCCAGUAG
Caenorhabditis remanei is the source of this 471-nucleotide messenger RNA. RefSeq lists its product as uncharacterized. The record is from RefSeq and is a predicted model, not a curated record. Gene Ontology annotation, molecular function: 2 iron, 2 sulfur cluster binding. Bases 1 to 471 code for a protein of 156 amino acids. NCBI's taxonomy places the organism in Eukaryota, Metazoa, Nematoda, Chromadorea, Rhabditida, Rhabditidae. The transcript is spliced from 5 exons. Gene Ontology annotation, cellular component: intracellular membrane-bounded organelle.